AUGCCGCGACCACAAGUCAGCAUCGAGCGCCUUCCCACCCGCCGCAUGAGCAAUGAGCCACGAGAAUCCAUGAACUGCAAGUCAUGCCGGAAACGAAAAAUCAAGUGCAACCGGCUGCGCCCUGCCUGUGAGGCAUGCCAGGUUUUCCAAUGUCCUUGUAUUUACGACGCCGUCCCGAAGAAGAGGGGGCCGAAAACCGACGUGUUAGAAGCUCUACUGAAGCGAGUAGACGGCCUGGAAGCCCGACUCAAGGAUAAAAAGGCAAAAUCUGAUACGGAAACCCUCGAAACCCCCGUGGUAGAUGACCACGAGGCAUCCACUUCCACCUCCGCGACGUCGGACGCGGGGCUUGGUCUCAAACUCGACGUCGGCCAAGAGAAUCAAGACGUCGCAACAUUGGCUUCGAGUCACUCCAGUGAACACCUCCCAGGGUUCGACCCCGAUGUCUUACUCGACAUCUACUUUGCCCGCUUUCACGACAAGCCUUUUCACGUCUUUGAUGAGUCCACAUUGAGACAACGGCUUCAGCUGAAUCAGGUGCCCGGCUACCUAGUUCACGCAAUCUACGCAGUGGCUGCGAGAUACGCACCGCACCCCAGCGGUUACCAGUCUGCUGUGAAACUCAGCGAAGAGUAUGCCGCUAAAGCAAGAUUUGAGAUUGACACGGAUGAGCCGUCUAUCGAUGCCUUGCAGGGUCUAGUGCUGCUUGUGACUGCUUUUACCGCCUCUGGGAAGGGGAAGAAAGCGUACAUGCUGCUGACGAGUGCUGUCGGUAUGGCCAUGGCCCUGGAGCUGCACAGAGAGCUCGAUAUGGGCGCCCGCAUCACGCCAAUCGAACGAGAAACCCGCCGGCGACUGUUCUGGACAUGUUACCUGCUCGAUCGCUUCCUAUCUUGCGGGUCGAAGAGGCCUUCUCUCAUCUCGGACCGGGCCAUAGUUUUGCGGCUUCCAUGUUGGUUCCCCAGCCCUACCUCAAUACCGAUGGAAGGAGACUUCUUUCAGAGUUACACGAACCUACAGCAACUUCAGGGGGGUGGCAAGAAACCACAGGGAAGCAACGGGAUGCUCAUUGAUAUUUGCCGUAUUUUGGGGACGACCAACCAGUACUUGGCAGCCGGCGGCGUCAAAGGGGACUCCCACUUCCCAUGGCACUCGUUGUCCAACCUCUCCAAGAUCCGCCAAGACCUGGACGUGUGGGCAUCUGGAAGUGAGGACGUGUUUUCCAGCGUGGAGUCGCUCUUCGGGCAGCCCGAUUCCACCGUGCUUGUUUUGAGCAAGCUGAUAUACCAUCUCAUCCACUGCCUCAUCUACCGCCCAUUCCUCCCCAUUGACCUGGCCGAGCUCGCUGGGUCUGGGCAGCACCAGUCGUGGCAAAUCGAAGCCACCAAUAUGUGCUUCUUGCACGCCAACGCCAUUGCAGAGCUGGUGGAACUCGGCAAACAAAUGGCCUCCGUCGAGUGGCCGGCCUUUGUGGGAUACUGCAUCUGCACGGCCGGCACGGUCCAUAUUCACGGAGCACACUACAGCCGGAUCGGGGCCGCUGGAGAAGUCAACGUCUUCAGCUCGUCGACCGAUUUUUUGUCUCGGGAGAUGCAGCAGCUCAGCGAGCUACGGUACGCCUGGGCCAGCGUCCAACACCAACGCGAGACGCUCCAGGGGAUCUACAACGCGCACUCGGAACUCGUCAAGAGCAUUGCCCAGAGUCCGACGCGAUACUCGCCGGUGUUUACCCUAGAAGAUUUCUUUGACCGGUACUCCAACAUUGGGGGUCCGGGAGGGCAGAGCUUCAGUUUCGAUUCGGCCAACCUCAGCCUUGCCGAUGUCGUGGUCGAUUUCACGGCCGAUACAUACCCGGGGCAGACCCUCCACGCGCCACGCCCCAGUGCCACAGAAGGGGCCCAGUCGCGUCCGAAUCUUAAAAGGAAGAACACGGCUCCUUCGGGGCGCCCGCGGCCAGACCUGAAGAGUCUGAUGGCUCUCAACACCAUGAACCCGCCGCCUACACCCUCGCUAUCCACGCCAUCCACCGCGGACCGCCCUCUCUUUUCACCGAGUAUCAUCCAAACACCAACAUCGCUAACUUCUCCACAUGACCCGCUCCCACCACACCGACGACCAAACGCGAGGCAUGGCCCGGGGGGCAGCAGUGCCGCGGCACACGGCAUACCGGGCUUCUCCAUGGGCAACGGUACCGCUAAUCCCAACAACCCACCGGCAGACUUAGCGGCAGCAGCAGCACAUGGUUUCCACGGCAUCAGUAACGGCGCGUUUGCAGGGUCUUUCAACUUUGCCCAGCUCCCCGGCGGUCCAACACCCACCAACCACCACCCGCAGCAGACUUUUGAUCCCAUGUUUGGCGGGAUCCCUACCAACGCUUUUAGUACACCGACUGCCUGGCACGCCGGGACAACAGCAGGAGGGGCAGGACCAGCAACAGGAGCAGGAACGGGUUCAACACCCAAAGACACCAGUCCACACGAGAGCGCGGCGACGACGGGGCCGGGGGAGGAAAAAGAUCCGUUUUUGAGUUUGUUGGAGCAGUUGGCGGAGAAUGAGUCGUUUAUGGGGGGUGUGGGGCCCGAGUUGGAUUUCUUUUUGAAUGGGGCUCCUAAUACGGGAUAG
Molecule: messenger RNA, 2622 nt
Organism: Dichotomopilus funicola
Lineage: Eukaryota; Fungi; Ascomycota; Sordariomycetes; Sordariales; Chaetomiaceae
Product: fungal transcriptional regulatory-like protein
Exons: 7
Coding region: 1-2622 (873 amino acids)
Biological process (GO): DNA-templated transcription; regulation of DNA-templated transcription
Cellular component (GO): nucleus
Molecular function (GO): DNA binding; zinc ion binding; DNA-binding transcription factor activity, RNA polymerase II-specific
Source: RefSeq, a predicted model, not a curated record